UCUCGCGUGCUCCACCUCCACCCACCCACCCACCACCUCCUCCCCCAUCACUGGAGGGGUCAUCGCUCAUGGCGGACAGCGGAGUGAACGCGUCGCGAGCGGAAGUCGGUCCAAGGCAGGAGGCAGUUGCCGGUGGAGUGAAGAGGAAUGCUCGAGAUUCAGACGAGGAGGAUGGCGCCACUGCUGCUAAGCGUGGACCGGGGCUUGGCAGCGUAGUCGCCACUCACUACAAUCAGCUCCAGGAGGUGGGGCGAGAUGCGCGGAGCCACAGCCGCAUCCUCUACAUGCGCAACUUCAACAAUUGGCUCAAGAGCGUGCUCAUCAACGAGUUUGUGCAGAAGGUGCGGGCGGACGGGCGCGGCGGGGCGCUGUCCGUUCUCGACCUCGGCUGCGGCAAGGGAGGGGACAUGCUCAAGUGGCGUCGUGCCUCCAUCGGCCACCUCGUCUGCGCAGACAUCGCUGCGACGUCAGUGGAUCAGUGCCGGCAGCGGUACAACGACAUGCGGGGACGCGGCGGAGGAGGCCCCAUCUUCUCCGCCGAGUUCAUCGCUGCCGACUGCAGCAAGGAGCUCCUGUCGGACCGCUUUGAGGACCGCUCACGCACCUUCGACCUCGUGAGCUGCCAGUUCGUGUACCACUACUCGAUGGAGAGCCAAGCGCAGGCAGACACGAUGCUGCGCAACGCCUGCGAGCGUCUGAAACCGGGAGGCAUCUUCUUCGGGACGACGCCGGAUGCCCGGGAACUCGUGAAGCGUCUGAUGAAGGCGGAGGGGCUGUCAUUCGGUAACGAGGUGUACUCGGUCCGCUUCCCCGACAAGACCUCGUUCCCCCUCUUCGGGUGCAAGUACGACUUCCACCUGGAGGGCGUCGUGGACUGCCCCGAGUUCCUCGUCUACUUCCCUCUCCUGCAGGAGAUGGCCAAGAAGCACGGCAUGAAGCUGCUGAUGAACAAGACGUUCGCCGAAUACUUCCGGCAAAAGAGCCAGGAGAAGGAGCACAGGAUACUGAUGGAGAGAAUGCAGGCGAUGGAGGCGUACCCACCAGGGCCAGGCUCAAGUCUGGUGAGCGGCAACCUUGAGGACUACGAGCACGUGAAAACCAGCCUGCAGGAGAGCAACCAGCCCCACGGCAACGUGGGAACGAUGACCAAGUCGGAAUGGGAAGCCACAAGCCUCUACUUGGCCUUUGCCUUCGUCAAGGAGAAGUAAGCAGACCAGGAAGCCGGUGGCAUCCGCCUCUAACCCUGAGGUGGCGAAGCAGUGCGCAGUGCAGGCUGUUCGGCCUGUGCGGUGUAAAGAUGUACGCACGACAACAACAACCGCCGUUCGCCACGAAGGGGCGGUGACGUCACCGCGGCGAUUGUGCCGUGCUAGGUGCACGCACACACGCACACACGGUACCACCACUCGCUAGGUGUCUGGAUAGACGUCUACAACACUCGCAAACACGCACACUUAGAACAAAGAUCCCUCUUGUACUCUUAGGUUUUUUCGGUAAAGUCACGUAGGUAAAAAUAAAUCAUAAAAAUAAUAGAAAUACAAUUUUAAUAAUUAUAAUAAUACUUAUUUUAUUUCUAUUGUUAUUUUUAUUUAAUAUUAUUUCUUUUUUACCUACGUGACUUUACCGAAAAAACCUAAGAGUAUGAAUCCUUGCAGUCACGAAAGCUUCAAAUCUAGAAAUCCCUCUUGUAGCCAUACAGACUUGGGGCGAGUGCCGUCAGCGUGCACACAUUUAGAAUCUUGCACGGUACACGAGGGGGUGAUGCGGGCUGAACCACAUCCCGGCCGCCUUUGUCUCUCCUGUGCUUACGUUUAUUGCGCACUGUGCCAGGAUCUCAUUUAAGGUUGAGUCGAUCUAACACUUACCACUGAUGUUAGCCGUGGCCAGGUAUCGAACUCGGCUCACCGGCCUUGUCGUGCUGCCGGGGAAUCACUGACACACACACAAAGUUGGUAAAUACAUGGUGAUCCAUUUAUAGAUGCCCCACUCAAAUAAUAGGGAGAAAAUAACAUUGUAAUUCAGAGCCUAUACAUUUCCUCCCACCAACCUCAAAGCACCUGCUAUAUGUAAAUCGGUUAACAUGCUCCGGACGCGCUCUAUCCUACACAACGGGUCUGUGGUUUAUUUUUUUAUUUUUACAAAGCUUUUGACAGGGCCAUCGGAAAUCGGUGGGAUGUCUGUAAAUGGAUCGCCGUGUAUCUUCCAACUGUAACCGGCAGACAAUCCGAAGGGUGCCCUCCACUGCGUCCUGUGCUGUGUCUUACGUUCAGAUAAAUGAAUGCUCGUGAAACAUCACCGCAGUAAUCAUUGACUACUUCCUUGUAACAUUGAUUACUGACGACAUUUUGCAGAAAUUAUGAACGGACACCAAUCACCGGUUUGAUGCACAUCCUAAUGAUCAUUCUCUUGGCUUACAACCGUAAAGAAAAAACAAUGUAACUGAUAUUGGCCAAAAACUACCCCAGGUAAGGCCCACUGAGUUGUGUAGCUCUUUUUAUCAGACGCAACCUGCCCACAAAUGAUAGCGCCAAAGAAGUGACGUCAUUUUGAAAUUCAUGGCAACCAAAUACUCGAAAAGGCAUGUUUCUAAAUGUGGAGGGGAAAACGGGAGGACGCGGAGAAAAAUCCACGCGACCACGGAGAGAAGGUGCAAAUUACAAAUAUGCAGGUGUCAGGGUCGGGAUGAAACCCACAACCUCCUGUAUACGGGCAAGGGAGUUAACAUCUCGCCACCGUGACGCUCAUCUGGGACUUAUAUCUUCACCACAUCCGCCCCCGCCCCUACUCCGACAAACUUGGCAGGACCCUCCAGACAAAAAAAAGAGUCUUGAGACACUGCGAGUCUUUCCUGGUUAAAGCAGUGUCAGAGCAGUAAUAAUGACAACAGGUUUAUGGUUGUAGCUUUGGACGCAUUUUUUUUCUCCGCAUUUUUGUUAUUUGGGCCCACCAAAAAAAAUGUCCAGACCGCGCAUGUCCAUUUGGUUUCAUUUGUUGCGUAGGGUCACCCUCUUUCGCGCCGUACGUAGCCAACCACACAGCCAACCACACAGCCAACCGUCGACCGUCCAGGUGUCCGUCGCUCUCGGCCUCGCGCUAAACACGCACGGGCCCAGCAACUCGCUUGCGGGUGGAGUGGUGGCGCAGCGAUUGACGCAACGCGCCAUCAAACCCCCAUCGAACCCAGUUCCAUUCCCGGCCACGGCUAACAUCAGUGACGAGCGAAAUCUGAAGCGGGGCUGCUGUGGCCCAUCCAGCCCCGCCUUUUCAAACCUGCGUCGACCAGCGUGUGGUGAAGUAGUCAAACGACCCCCUGCUCCCCCCCGUCCCCCCUUACACGUACGACACGGAGCAGGGCGGCCUUCAUCCAGCAGUUGAUUGACAAGGGCACAGCAGAAAUAAUGCCUCCGUUGUUACAAGGCAGUGUUGCGAGUGGUGGCACUCCCGUGACCUUGCGUCUGUGCGGACCAGAGGUCGCAACCGAGUACCCGAUACCCUACCCGAUACCCGGCUACCCGUACCCGGCCAGGUACGGGUACCCGUUUGCGACCCUGGUGUGGCUGGGUAUGGGUAGGCCGUGAGUCACUGGUGAGUAACUAUUUGUCACUCAUUUCCCAACGUCUUGUCUCUUCUCACAAUUCAAGUUCCUAGAAUCAACCCACCCGCGCCUGCAACAUGGCUUCAUCCCAGAGGUCGCAAUCGGGUACCCGAUACCCGUACCCUACCCGUACCCGGCCGGAUACGGGUACCCGUUUGCGACCCUGGUGCGGCCGGGUACGGGUAAGGAAUCAAAACCCGUUUGCGACCUCUGGUGUGGACCUUUGUGCCAACGCGAGGGAAUGGUUGCGCUUUCAGACGACACGCCGCAAACCGCUUUACACUCUCCUGGUCGUGUCUUCGCGUCGCAUGCGCGCGUCUGGCGGUCGAGGCGACGUUUCGCUGCACGUGUCGGGUAGCUUUCGUCAGCGACUGCUGCCAGUCCAGCACGUGGGAGCGAAAACGUCGUCGGAACGCGGUGUUGAACGACGCAGCAGCAGCACGACCGCGCAAUAACCUAAUCGGUGUGGCCACGCGGCUUUUCUCAGUUUUCGGGCAGAUGGUUCGGAAUUUUGAUUGAGCAAAGGUUGUUUUAGUGUUUAUCUUGUUUAGCAGACGUUUUGCUUUGUCAUCAUUUCCCGGAUUGCUUGGUUCAUCUCGUACGUACGGGAAAUAUUUUGCUCGUACUGAAAAUCAGUUUUAAGUUUGUACUUUUAUUCUCCGACUUGUGAGAGGGUCAGUAUUUUACUUUCGAUUGUCGCAACGAACGAACGUUUACCUGUCUUUCAUACGAAAAACCGUGAAUAUUACGUUUUGUAAAUUUCGUAAUGACGGAACUCUGUAGUUAAGCGCUCGGCGUGCGUGUAGAUAACGUCUUAUUUUCGUCUUCAUUUUAUUGCUUUGUCCCAUUUUCGCAGACCAGUAUUUAGGAAUUAUAGGCAUCCAAAAAGGUCAUUUGCUGUUGUUCCAUGAUCUGUGUGUUCCUUGCUCGCAUACCUCUUUUCCACUGCACAACCGAACCCCACCGGGGCCGUGCCGUUGCCAGGCCUGCGUGGCUCAGAGGCACCAGGUUGUUCUUCCACCACACAACCGAACCGAGCCAGGGCUGUGUCGAGCCAGCCCAGCCCGGCGCGGGUCAGGAAGCGCCAGGUUGUUUUUCCACUACCGAACCGAGCCAGGGCCGUGCCAUGCCGGCCCUGGCGUGGCUCAGGAGGCGCCAGGCUCGUUUCCGACUGCAGAAGCAGUGCCGAGCCGUGCCCUGGAUGUCACGCUCAACGAACGAUUCAACGAUGCACGUAGAUAAUACAGUGACAGCGUCCUCACAAUACCGACUGACGUCACGCAAAAUUACCCUGUCUGGCUCGGUAAUGACAUUGCCAGUGGAAAACCGCGACUCCGACACUGGCCCGGCUCUGAUGUGCAAGUGGAUAAAAGUAGUAGCCAGCGUAAUUCCAAGCAUGCAAUUCCAUAUAUUAACACAAACGCAAACACGAGGGUGACAUGACCCAUAUAACCCGAAGUGCGCCCAGUUUCAUCUGAUCUCGUAAGCUGAGCAAGCUGGGGAUACCUGGGCAGUGCUGAAAAAUGUCAUGACCAGCAUGCACCAAAAGCAGGUGUUGGUGGGACGGCAGAUGGCAUUGCAGUAUAAUCCACUGCAGUACUCUUGCAGUACUCUGACACGGGCGGCAGCUGACACAGUGGGGCAUCUUCUUGGUUCUUUCGGUAAAGUCACGUAGAAGGGAAAUAAUAAAUAAUAAAAAUAAAAUCAUUCUCACGAUGUUUCGACCACAACGCAAGCGGCCGUCCUCAGGUGAAGAACAGAUCUGUCGGAAAGACAGCGUCUGAAUGAACACCACCAGGCUUGGCAGCGUAUAUUUAAGCUGGGUUGGAGGACGGCUGCUUGCGUUGUGGCCAAAACGUCGUGAGAAUGAUUUUAUUUUAUUUUUAAAUCCUUUAUAUUAAGUUCACUUGCUUGCUUGCACGCUUACGACCGUGCAAAUCUUUCGGUCGUUUUUUAACCCACUUCCCGUGAUCCAAUCGAGCUGACAUUUUGCACACAGACUCGUUGUGCGUGACAAUGUAUUUUCGUGAAAAAAAAUUUCCUAAAUUUUACACUUUUUAGGAAAAAAUAAAUUAUAUUUAAUUACCAAUUGCUUAAUGGUGGCAGACAAUCAUCUGACCCAUAGGUGGCAGCCAUCUCAAGCCAGAGGACGAGAGGACUCUCGCACGCAUAUAAAGGAUUUAUAGUGAAAAACUUUGUUUUUACGGGUUAAUUUUUUAUUAUUAUUUCCCUUCUACUUGACUUUACCGAAAGAACCAAGAAGAUGAAUCCCUGCAGUCACGAAAGCUGUAAAUCGAAACAGUGGGGCAUGUUCUGAAAUCACCGCCCCCAACCCUCGCCCCGUUCCGGCCAGCAGUGCGAGGUGGGUUGCAGCCACACGGCUUCGUCGAUCGGGCAGAUCGCAUGCGGUGUGGGCAAAGUGCUGGUCUCCCUUGCCGCCUCUGCCAUUGUAGAAGAGCAGGCCGCAUACCGUCAUCCUAAAGCGGCUGUCGCAUGGAGGCGCCUCCUGCCAGCAGUGUCAGAGGCACGGCGAUCCAGCUGCUGGACGAGUGGCCUCCGUGCGUGGUAGCAGGGCUGCAACUUUGCAUCCGGGAGGAGGGCGUUUGAGUGACACCAAAAUAAAAACGGGAGAGAUUG
Messenger RNA from Lethenteron reissneri (Far Eastern brook lamprey), 6232 nucleotides. RefSeq names its product RNA guanine-7 methyltransferase (gene RNMT). Lineage: Eukaryota; Metazoa; Chordata; Hyperoartia; Petromyzontiformes; Petromyzontidae. Gene Ontology annotation, molecular function: mRNA 5'-cap (guanine-N7-)-methyltransferase activity. Gene Ontology annotation, biological process: 7-methylguanosine mRNA capping. Gene Ontology annotation, cellular component: nucleus. The record is from RefSeq and is a predicted model, not a curated record.